AUGGUCAUUUCGGUCCUUCUCUGCGCCCUAAUCUGCUCUCUCGCUCUCAAUUCUAUCACACGGUGCGCCCUCAGAUGCUCCAGUCUAGUAGCGUCCAACCCAAGCCCACAAACUCUCCCUCCGCACACAGGCAUCAGGAAAGAGGCCCUCCGCACGUUCCCAACCCUUAGCUACGGGUCGAGCCUCGAGAUGCUCGGCCACGGCACUGAGUGCGCAAUCUGCCUGUCGGACUUUGCCCCGGGCGAGCGCGUGAGAGUGCUGCCCACGUGCCGACAUGGGUUUCACGUCAGGUGCAUAGACACGUGGCUCGACUCGCAUUCGUCGUGCCCCACUUGCAGGCACUGCUUGCUUGGCCGACAGCUGGCCAAGGACCCGACCCAAAAUGAUGCUUUUGGUGUGAGGAUACAACCAUUGCAGCCUGAAGAUUUAAUUCGAAGUCAUGAAAUAUAA
Striga asiatica is the source of this 450-nucleotide messenger RNA. The record is from the annotation of a GenBank genome assembly. Lineage: Eukaryota; Viridiplantae; Streptophyta; Magnoliopsida; Lamiales; Orobanchaceae.